Penicillium macrosclerotiorum is the source of this 525-nucleotide messenger RNA. RefSeq lists its product as uncharacterized. Bases 1 to 525 code for a protein of 174 amino acids. The record is from RefSeq and is a predicted model, not a curated record. The transcript has 2 exons. Lineage: Eukaryota; Fungi; Ascomycota; Eurotiomycetes; Eurotiales; Aspergillaceae.
AUGGCGGUAAAUCGAGUCGCACCCGAAACGUUCCUUGUGCCACCAACAGCUCAUUCACCGAAUUCGACAAUCCCAGUUAUUGUGUAUCGGAAUGCACUGAUUGAUAAAACACUAGAGGGUGCCCUUGCCGCUAUCGAAACGAGUCAGUGGGUGAAAGGUGGCCAAUGGAAGAUCUCGAAAGAAACACUGGCAGCCACUCCACACUAUCAUUCAAUUGCCCACGAGGCGUACACGGUCUUACACGGUAGUGCUACGUACCUUCUAGGGAAGUCGCCUCUCGAUCCAGAAACAGAUGGCGAUGGAAAUCCUGUCGGCGUUGAAUUCGUUUCUCGAGCUGGAGAUGUCUUUAUAUUUCCGAGUGACCAGAACUCUGUUGAAAGGCCUUUCGAUUCCGAGCUUGCACUUGAUUCGCCGGUAGAAACUGAAAAAAGCGUUACAAAUGUGAGCUUCUACCAAUACCAGUCUAUGAUCCUAUUUACGGGAAGAAUGGGCCAAUGCAAGAACUUUGGUCGAGAAAUUGAGUGA